GCGACAGGACAAACUGUAGAUUCCCCCACGUUUUCCCCCUUCUUCCCGCGCGCUGCACACCGAGCCACGAUGAGCGCUCUCGCCGCCUCCCUCACCCACCCCACAGAGCUCUUCCAGCUCAUCAACUUCCAGUUCUUCGGCGGCAAGGAGCGCCUGUUCCCUGCCCGCGCAGAGCUGGAGAACACGCCGUCCAUGCGCCGAUGCGACUACUAUCUCUGCCGCACAAGCCGCAGCUUCUCCGCCGUCAUCCGUGCCCUUGACGCGGAGCUCAGGCCAGCCAUCAGCAUCUUCUACCUUGUUCUGCGCGGCCUGGACACAGUUGAGGAUGACAUGUCCCUGGACAAGAAGCUGAAGCACAAGCUGCUGACGACGUUCCACGAGAAGCUGUACGAUCCCCAGUGGAACUUUGAUGGCAGCGGGCCCAACGAGAAGGACCGCGACCUCCUCGUCGAAUUCCACGUGGUGACACAGGAGUUUCUUGCGCUGGACAAGAAGUUCCAGGUAGUGAUUGCCGACAUCUGCAAGCGCAUGGGCCACGGUAUGGCAGAGUUUAUCGACAAGACGGUGGAGACGGUCGACGACUACAACCUGUACUGCCACUACGUCGCCGGGCUUGUUGGCAUUGGCCUGUCGAAGCUGUUCUCGGCCUCUGGGCUGGAGAGUGCGGAGGUUGGCGUGGAUGAGGAGCGGGCCAACAGCAUGGGCCUCUUCCUGCAGAAGACAAACAUCAUCCGCGACUAUCUCGAGGACUUGGAGGAGGGCCGCACGUGGUGGCCGCGCCAGGUGUGGAGCCUGUAUGGGACGAAGCUGAGCGACUUUGCGUCGCCCGACUGUGAGGCGGGCGGGCUCGCGUGCCUCAACCACCUCGUCGCCGACGCCCUGCAGCACGUGCCAGACUGUUUCGUGUACAUGUCGCGCCUGCGCACGCAGAGCGUGUUCAACUUCUGUGCCAUCCCGCAGGUGAUGGCCAUUGCUACGCUCGACCUGUGCUACAACAACAAGCAGGUGCUCAAGCGCAACGUGAAGAUCCGCAAGGGCACGGCCGUCUCGCUGAUGAUGAAGGCAACCUCCCUCGCAAACGUCAUUGACAUCUUCGUCUCCUAUUCAAAGAGCCUCCAGAGCCAGGGCGUGACGACGGACCCGACAUACGGCAAGCUUUCGAGCACGCUGGACACCAUCUUCAAGCGGGCCGAGCAAGCCAAGACCAUGGCCGCAGCCACAGACAACCUGCGUCACACCCGCACAGAGGCCCAGCAGGCGCUCGUGCUCUCGCCAUCAGUCACCAUUCCUGUUGGCAUUGCGCUCGCAGGCCUUGCAGCAUACUACUACACGCGCCACACGCAAGCGCCCAAGCCCUGAGCCAUGCCACGCCUUUCGUUUCGUUGUUAGCAUGGGAGCGAGCGUGUGUGUGUGUGUGUGUGUGGUUGUGUGUGUGUGUGUGUUUGGUUGUGAAGGGAGUGUGUGCCAUCUGCUGCCUACAAACGAUGCUGUGAUUGGGAUUGUGGUUGUGCUUGUGACUGUUCAUUUUUUGAUGCCGACCUAACAAAACAGUGAAUUAAAGCUGAUGCAUGACGGA
Molecule: messenger RNA, 1576 nt
Organism: Salpingoeca rosetta
Lineage: Eukaryota; Choanoflagellata; Craspedida; Salpingoecidae
Product: farnesyl-diphosphate farnesyltransferase 1
Exons: 7
Coding region: 70-1359 (429 amino acids)
Biological process (GO): cholesterol biosynthetic process; farnesyl diphosphate metabolic process
Cellular component (GO): endoplasmic reticulum membrane
Molecular function (GO): squalene synthase [NAD(P)H] activity
Source: RefSeq, a predicted model, not a curated record